GGCGCCACGUUCCCCGCGACGGCUGUGGGCAAAUUAGCUGGGACUCCGGGUGGUUCCCGGCGACCAUGGCCUUUACCCUGUACUCGCUGCUGCAGGCUGCCCUGCUCUGCGUCAAUGCCAUCGCCGUGCUGCACGAGGAGCGUUUCCUCAAGAACAUUGGCUGGGGAACAGACCAGGGAAUUGGCGGAUUCGGAGAGGAGCCAGGAAUUAAAUCUCAGCUAAUGAACCUUAUUCGAUCUGUAAGAACCGUAAUGAGAGUGCCAUUGAUAAUAGUAAACUCAAUUGCAAUUGUAUUACUUUUACUAUUUGGGUGAAGAUCAAUGGGAGAAAUGGAAAUUCAGAAGAAGAGUUGCCAGCAGAAGUUAUUACUUUGGUCAUUAUUGGAAUAUACGUAUCUUAGCUGGCUGUCUUUGGACUUGACAAAAAUGUAAACGUGAUAAUAAAACUAGAGUCCCUAUUCAUCUGAUUUUUUAAAAUGCUGCACUUAUAGUUUUAUUACAAAAAGAUCAGAUCAUCAGAGGCAGUAACUAUCCAGGAUUGGAAUACAUUUGAUUGCUGACUGUUAAUAAAAGUUUGUGCUAUGGUAAAGAUUGUUCAAAGGGUGCAGGACUGUUACUUCUGUGUUUUUAGAGCUUUUUGUCUCACUUCUCAGGGAUGAAUUUUUUUUGCUUUUGAAGUUCCUUGUGACUUAGCUAUGAUGCUCAGAGAGUGAUUAUAUAUCCUCCUAGAUAAAGUUUAAAGGAUUUAAAAAAGUA
Miniopterus natalensis is the source of this 755-nucleotide messenger RNA. RefSeq names its product immediate early response 3 interacting protein 1 (gene IER3IP1). Gene Ontology annotation, biological process: endoplasmic reticulum to Golgi vesicle-mediated transport. Gene Ontology annotation, cellular component: Golgi membrane; COPII-coated ER to Golgi transport vesicle; endoplasmic reticulum membrane. Lineage: Eukaryota; Metazoa; Chordata; Mammalia; Chiroptera; Miniopteridae. The record is from RefSeq and is a predicted model, not a curated record.